Plasmodium vivax (malaria parasite P. vivax) is the source of this 1029-nucleotide messenger RNA. Its product is annotated as Pv-fam-c protein. The transcript is spliced from 3 exons. NCBI's taxonomy places the organism in Eukaryota, Apicomplexa, Aconoidasida, Haemosporida, Plasmodiidae. The record is from RefSeq and is a predicted model, not a curated record. Bases 1 to 1029 code for a protein of 342 amino acids.
AUGGAUAACUCUAAAAAAGGCAAUCUUAGGGAGGAUCUACUUUCAUAUAGAUAUAAUUUUGACUUAUCAACAAGUUUCUAUUAUAGAAAUGGUCUUAAACUUAUCGAAGAACGCAGAAUAAACGCUAUUAAGAAGUGGUUGUCAAACUUCGAAAAUAAGUUAUCUGAUUAUUUAAAAAAAAAAAAAAAUGUAUGGGACAAAAUUAACCGCGAGAAACGCUGUAGAGAUUUAAAUAAUAUGUUAGAUGUUAUAUCAGAAAAAACUGAAAACUUACGUAUACUUGACCUAUUUUUUUUGUCACAUAAACUAAAUGAAACUGCCAUUACCUUACUAAAUAGAGAUAAAGAUUUUAAUUGCAUAAGGAAACUUGAUAAUAUCGAAAAUCCCCAUAAAUAUAUUACAAAAAAGCUGGAUGACUUAUGUGAAGAUAUUUAUUAUUUAAAUGAUAAUAAGGCGAAACUUAUAAAAAAGGAUAAAUGUGAUUCUAUUCUUAAGUAUAUUACAGAUAAAAAAAAUGAAAUAUUUAAAAAAAUUGCUGAUGACGGUAUCCAAGAUAAGGAUAUUUUUGGUUUUUGUGAAAAAUGCACACGCGAAAGUAUAGAAAGUAUGCUUAAAACAAUCAAUUGCACAAUUGAGGAGUCUCCUGCAGCAGAAAAAUUACAAGAAUCGGGGGAUCUUGCAGAGACCGAAGCUGAUAAAGCUGUAAUGGCUCCAGUAGAAGAUGAACAGGAAGUGGAUGAAUAUGCACAUGUAUUGGAAGACUCACCAUCAGCAUUUGAAAUACCAGAAGACAUUAAAACAUAUGGUGCUCUUUCAGCUGCCGGAACAUUUUUCGUUUGUUUACUUUUUUACAGAGCUAGAUCAGCAAACUCUAUGUUUAAACGAAGAUCGUCAAGAAGAAAUCAAUAUGUAAGUUCUUAUCCAGGUAAUACAGAUUUUGACGCAUUAUUGAAUGAUUUUGAACCUGGAAGUGCGCGUUUAUCAAAUUCUGAAUAUCAUAUACCAUAUGGUUCUGAAAUGAAUUCUUAA